Messenger RNA from Hermetia illucens (black soldier fly), 1035 nucleotides. RefSeq names its product histone-lysine N-methyltransferase SETMAR-like. Gene Ontology annotation, molecular function: nucleic acid binding. The transcript has a single exon. The record is from RefSeq and is a predicted model, not a curated record. Lineage: Eukaryota; Metazoa; Arthropoda; Insecta; Diptera; Stratiomyidae. The coding region runs from base 1 to 1035 and encodes 344 amino acids.
AUGGCGGCAUUUGUACCAUCAGAGGACCAUAUACGGCAUUGCAUGUUGUUUCAUUUUCACGCUAGUUUGAACGCAGCUGCUGCGACUAGAAAAAUUUGCGAUACGUAUGGCGAAGUGUUGGAAGUUAACAAGUGUCAAAGUUGGUAUAGAAAAUUUGCCGCAGGUGAUUAUGGCCUUAAUAAUAUGCCGCGAAGUGGCCGACCCGUACAGUUCGACGAAGACGCGCUGAAGUCGCUAGUGGAAGCAGAUCCGAGAUUGACCAUACAGGAAUUAUCGAGAAGCCUACAAUCAACCUGGUCAACCGUACAAAGACACUUACAUCAAGUCGCCAAAAAGUGUAGACAAGGUGUUUGGACUCCACAUGAAUUAAGCGAAAGCAAUAAGGACCAGCGACGAACAAUUUGCACAUCUUUAUUUACGAGACUGAACUCAGAUCCAUUUUUAAACAGGAUCGUAACUGGUGACGAAAAGUGGAUCCUGUACGAUAAUGUAAAACGCUCUAGACAGUGGCUUUCAGCAAAUCAGGCGCCAAGACCGACAUCAAGACCAACAUUGACAAUGAGGAAGGUUUUACUCUCAAUUUGGUGGGAUUGCAGUGGAAUCAUACACUUCGAGCUAGUGAGAGCAGGCGAAACGAUAACAGCAGACUCAUAUUGUUCACAAUUGGAACGACUUCAAUCAAAGCUAAUUGAAAAACGGCCAGCUCUAAUCAAUAGAAGAGGAGUCAUUUUGCAACAUGACAAUGCCCAGCCUCACACAGCAAGAAUCACGCAAGAAAAAAUAAAGGAGUUAGGAUGGGAAGUUCUACUUCAUCCACCUUAUUCACCAGAUAUUGCCCCAUCGGAUUAUCAUUUGUUUCGGUCGCUGGAACAUUCCUUACGAAAUAAAACUUUCAACUCUGUCACCGACGUCGAAAGGCACCUUCAGUCAUAUUUUGCUUCACGGCCGGCAGAUUUCUACAGGAAUGGAAUUGAAAAUUUGCGCAGCAGAUGGCGAACUGUUAUUGAUAAUGAUGGAGAUUAUAUAAUUGAUUAA